AUGUUUCCCCACGGGGAUUCUGGGUGGCGGCCGGGGCUAACGCUCCGUAACCAGGACGGAUCCCGUCUGCAGACGUCGCUGACCCAGCAAACCUACUAUCGAUACUAUCUACACCCCCGCCCUGGGCAGACUACAAAUCCGUUCCGCUUCUACAGGCUGUUUCAGCAGUACGUUGUGGAUAUCUGGGCUAUCUGCGACCAGGCCCGGCUGGCCUGGAUCCGAGCAAACCAGGCACAGCUGCGGGCAGACCUGUAUAGCGGUGUUGCUGAUGCCGUUAUGGGCAACAACGACGCCCAGGCAGGCCCUGUUGGACGCCGCGUUGUCCUGCCGUCGUCCUAUCUAGGCAGCUCACGAUUUGUCAGCCAGUGCUAUCAGGACUCUAUGGCUAUCGUCCGUUGA
Messenger RNA from Ascochyta rabiei, 399 nucleotides. RefSeq lists its product as uncharacterized. NCBI's taxonomy places the organism in Eukaryota, Fungi, Ascomycota, Dothideomycetes, Pleosporales, Didymellaceae. The transcript has a single exon. The record is from RefSeq and is a predicted model, not a curated record. The coding region runs from base 1 to 399 and encodes 132 amino acids.